AUGACCAUUUUGGGCCGCCAGCAGCUCGUUCAAGUUUUCGAAAAUCCCGUUCCAGAAAAGUUCGAUGUGAUUACGGCUUCGACAGCUGAACUGAAGCUCUCGGGCAAAGCUUAUUUAGCGCACUCGUGGUGGCCAAAUUAUGAAUGGACCGUUUGCUUAUGUCCCAACUGCGCUGCCCAUUUAGGAUGGUAUUUCCAGUCAGGUAACAUCCAGUCAAAAACGCACAAAUCUUUCGUUGGGCUUGUACUGGAUUAUCUGAUCAGUAAGGAAUGUAAGUUUCACGUUAAUCUUGAUUACGCAAGAACUGGGACGUGUGUUUGGAAAACCCACUUCAAGUAUUGAAU
Messenger RNA from Gongylonema pulchrum, 344 nucleotides. NCBI's taxonomy places the organism in Eukaryota, Metazoa, Nematoda, Chromadorea, Rhabditida, Gongylonematidae. The record is from the annotation of a GenBank genome assembly.